CCGUGGCGUUGCUCUGCCUUGUGGCUGCCUGCGGAGUUGGCGUAGUGGCCGCAGUUGGCGUAGCGCUAGCAGAGGCGGCUGUGGCGGGGAGCAGCGGUGGCUGUGGCGGCUGUGUGAGGAGAGGGCAGGAAGGUGCGAGCAGGGACCGGACCGGGCUGGAACCGGGCCGCAGGCUGACCCAAAGACCUGUAUCAAGGAAUUGCACAAGAGGAGGAGAUAGAAACUGGAAGCUCUCUGAAUGUGCUGCCUGCAGACUUACAGCUUCUUCGGAGACUCAAGAUGACCGCCCAGGAGAGAUGCUUUCUGGAGGGGUUGUGCUGAAGACGGAGCACUGCAACCUCUAACUGGGACAGCUCCUGCUGGUCUGGAGCUGAGACCGACUUCCCUCCCUCCCUUUUCCCUUGGAGAUGUUGCAGAGAUUUAACCUGACCUCUUCCUCCUCACCUGAAGCCUGCCGUGGCGAUGAUCCCGCAGCCAGAUCCGACCACCAAAGAGAAGAGAAUUGUGCGUUUGAAGCUGGGCCGUCGUUGUAACUGAACUGGAAUUUACUCCCUGCUUGCGCUCCUGGGACGAGUGCCGUUCCUCUGCUUGUCUGUGUGUGUUUUGAGCUGCUCCUCCCUGAUCUUGUUUGGAAUUCCUGGGCUUUCCACGCUGAAUUUGCCCAUGGCUUUCCUGAUGAAGAAGAAGAAAUUCAAGUUUCAGACAAGUUUCACUCUGGAAGAGCUGACUGCUGUCCCCUUUGUGAAUGGGGUUCUGUUCUGCAAAAUCAGGCUGCUGGAUGGAGGAGACUUUGCUAGCUUAUCUACCAGAGAGGAAGUUCAGGAAAACUGUGUCCGCUGGAAAAAGAAAUUCACCUUUGUGUGUAAAAUGAGUGCCAACCCAGCCACAGGCCUCCUGGACCCCUGCGUCUGCCGAGUAUCUGUCCGUAAGGAGCUGAAGGGCGGAAAAACCUACUCAAAGCUGGGCUUUGCUGACCUAAAUCUGGCAGAAUUUGCGGGCUCUGGAUCCACUGUCCGUUGCUGCUUGCUGGAAGGCUAUGAUACUAAGAACACCCGACAGGACAACUCCAUCCUAAAGGUCACCAUCGGAAUGUCCCUGCUCUCGGGGGACCCCUGCUUCAAAACGCCUCCUUCCACCGCCAAAUCCAUCACCAUACCGGGACAGGACUCUACCCUGCAGCUGACCUGUAAGGGUGAGGGAACCACCAGCAGCAGCAGCAGCAGUUCAGCCACGAUUGGCUCUCUGCGUCAGACCAAGCCAAGAACUGCCAUUCUCAGCUCGGGUGUCCCAGAAGAACCGGAUCAGAACCUGUCCAGCCCAGAGGAAGUUUUCCACUCGGGUCACUCGCGGAACUCCAGCUAUGCCAGCCAGCAGUCCAAGAUCUCCGGUUACAGCACGGAGCACUCCCGUUCUUCUAGUAUGUCCGACCUGACCCAUCGCAGGAAUACCUCCACCAGCAGCAGUGCAUCUGGAGGGCUCAGUAUGACAGUGGAGUGUCCUGAGGGAGAGCGGGACCACAAACCAGAGAAGCCACCUCGCCCCCCAAGACCAGCCCUUCUGAUGGAUAGACCCUCCCGGAGGAAAAAGGAUUCAGUGGAGAGUCACCCAACCCGAGUGGAUGACACCAGGAUCGAUGCUGAUGAUAUAGUGGAGAAAAUAAUGCAGAGUCAGGACUUCACAGAUGUCAGCAAUACUGAAGACAGUAACCUGAGGUUGUUUGUGAGCAGAGAUGGAACAACUACGCUGAGUGGUAUUCAGCUGGGAAACAGGGUCUCAUCUGGAGUUUACGAGCCAGUGGUGAUUGAAACCCACUAAAUGUGAAGAACAGGGUAGAGCUGCUGGAAACAGGCCCCCUACCCAGUCCGCUGCCACAUGGAUGCCAACCUUUACCUCUCUUCAUGCAGCAUUCCAGAAGGGAUUUCUCCAUGCCCCUCCCCAGACGUUUGCACUGCAGAACUACUCCGAGACCACUCCAGAUCAUGCACUUUCCCUGCGUUGGCAUUACCCUUCCCCCUUCUUCCAGUGCCUGCCUUCCCCCUGUUCCUCAUCAGAUGCAAAGGUGUCUCUUGGGCUUAUCCUGAGUCCUAAGGGAUGUUGCUCAUCCUCACCCCUCACUCCACCCGUUCACUUGCAGCAGGGGACUUCUCAGCUUCUGUCUCCCCAAAACGUUGGGUAAUACCACUGUGAACUCUUCAAACCACUGGGGGAGGGGGAAACCAUUCUAACCAAACCCAGAGCUGCUUGUUGGUGACACGGUGAAAUGGCCACUUGCAGGAUGCUUUAUUCCAUUGACUCUGCAAGGGAACAUCACCUUUCAAGGCAACGGUUUGACUCAACAAGGUAUGCUGUGGUGUGCACUUCACCUUCCUACCCUCAAAUCCCCAAACGUCCUCUUCUCAUAGGAAAUAUCUCCCAAAAGUGCAUUUCAGAAAACUACCACAAUCCAGAUGGGAGUUGAUAAAUGGUUAAAUGCUAGUGCUUGUUAUACCACUAACUGCAUUACACCCUUCCACUGCUGGGCAUGGAAGGGCAGUGUUCAUCGAUUAGCAUUAGCAGGAGCACUUUAGAGGUUCCAGAUUUUACCUGGAGGAGGCUUCUACUUGCUGUUCCAGGAGCGUAAUCCCUGUUUGCUGGACUGAUUCAGCAAAUAGUCACUGUUGGAGCUUGGAAUACAAAGCCUCUUUUUUUUUUUUCUUUUUUUUGGUUUUGUUUUUUUUUUGGCUCAGGAAGGGCACUGCCCUUCUUGGACUGUGAAAAGAAUCUGGUUAUCUGGUAGCCCUCCCCUGGGCCAGAGCAGGAUGCAGUUGACUGCAGUGGUCUCUCCGAUGUGGUGGUGAUUAACAGUUGCCUUUCUUGGCCUGGGCCAGUAAGGGAAUUGGUGUUGGUUGGCCUUUCUUGCUUUGUCAGUCACGAGGGAUCUAUGCCUGAGCUGGUCCCUUUUGGGGCUGGGGAGAAGCCACCAUCUCUGCCUUCAAAGGCAGAAUGGGCGUCUUCUGCUGCAUUAGCCACAGCAGCUCCAUGGCGAGCGAACUCUUCUGACAAGGCUUCAAACUGUUUUCUGGUUGAUCUUUCAACUGCUCUUCUUUGGGUUUGGUUUCUGCAGUUGUUGGGACACUUCAGCUGCCUCUUUUUUUCCUUGCCGCGCGUGGCAGAGAUGUUGGUCCCUUUCAGCUCCCCCUUACAGGUUCUUCUGGCAGCUGAAGUGCCAAGGAGGAUCUAGGCAGAGUCCAGCCGUGGGCCGUCCGCAGGCUGUGCGUGCAGCCCUUCCUGGACAGAGACUCUCAGCCGAUAAGCUAUUUGUGUGUAGUGCCCUUUCCUCUUUUCCUGGUGGGCUGUAGCAGCGCUCAGCGGCCGUGCCAUCGGAGCAAUGGCACGCUCCCCGGCACGGCUGGGAACGUGCCCUCUUCUGACACACGUGUGUGCACACACACACAUACACGCAGGCACACACUUGUCCCUUUCAGCAAGGAAAGACUUGUAACCGAUCACGUUGUUGUUCAAGUUCUUAGUUCUUGUAUUUUUUAAAGGAGACAAAAAAAAAAAAAA
This is a messenger RNA of Calidris pugnax (ruff), 3546 nucleotides long. It is a transcript of the gene EEIG1, whose product is annotated as family with sequence similarity 102 member A. The record is from RefSeq and is a predicted model, not a curated record. Lineage: Eukaryota; Metazoa; Chordata; Aves; Charadriiformes; Scolopacidae. The coding region runs from base 664 to 1815 and encodes 383 amino acids. The transcript is spliced from 12 exons.